UUUCGAUUUUGGUUAAGAGAUUUGUUUCAAGAUGGCAGCGCCCAAGGUGAGUGUCCUGGAAUCGGAAACUGAAGUAUCGAUUAAGCUGUGCGACCUAGUGAUUGACAAGGCUAACAGUGCAAUUCAGAGAGAUGGAAAAUUUACAGUUGGGCUUUCAGGAGGAAGUCUGGCCAAGUUUCUAUGUAAUGGUUUACCUGGUAGACAGACAGACUGGAGUAAGUGGCAGGUGUUCUUCUGUGAUGAGAGGCACGUUCCGUACACAGAUCCUGAGUGUACCUACACCAUCUACAAAUCAAAACUAGUCGACAACGGAGGACCGCUUCCGGGAGAAAACAUAUUUCCUAUCAACCCCGACAUCUCAGUGGAGGACGCAGCUAAGGAAUAUAAAGCUAAGAUCCUGGGGGUGUUUGGGGGAGGAGACACACCUCGUUUUCACCUCCUACUUCUUGGGAUGGGGCCAGAUGGGCACACAUGUUCACUCUUUCCUAAUCAUCCUCUUCUACAGGUAACAGAUGAGAUAAUUGCCUCCAUCAGUGACUCACCAAAACCUCCUCCCAGUAGAGUUACCAUGACUUUUCCUUUGAUCAAUAAUUGUGAAUGUGCUAUAUUUGCUUCCUGUGGAGCAGGAAAGGCAGACAUCGUAAAGAAAGUGUUAGAGAGUGACAGUGGUGAUCCCCUCCCUGCAGCCAGAGUUCGUCCGACCAACGGGGAACUGAUCUGGCUGUUAGACAAAGCUGCUGCCUCACAACUCAAAACGCAGUCCAAUAUCUGAAAUGAUCUCUGAAGUCAUGUCAGCAAAUCAAAACACACUCUAAUAUCUGAACUGAUCUCUUAUGUUAUAAAGGUCAAUGAUGAAAUAACACUGUGUGGGAAAGUCGAGUGGAAGUAAAACAUUUCAUUGUCCUUUUCCUUAUACAUAUAUCUUUAUACAUGUAUGUGUAAUCUUUUACACAAAGUUCACUGAGUAUAUAACAUUUCUCUUUUGUCUCUUUAAUAUACUGUGAUGAACAUGUUCUUGUAUAAAACCCUGUUAUAAAACGUACAAUGUACAUCUAAAGUUCAUUAAAAGAACCUCUAAUUUUGUUUGGUUUCGUGUGUAUGUGUUACAGAAUAAUUUUAACUCAGAAAUAAAUCCUGGAUUCUUUCUAAUGUUACUAGAUGUAAAAUAAAUGAACUGAUUCAAAAUGCAAAUCAUA
This is a messenger RNA of Saccostrea cuccullata (small rock oyster), 1196 nucleotides long. RefSeq names its product 6-phosphogluconolactonase-like. The record is from RefSeq and is a predicted model, not a curated record. The transcript has 5 exons. Gene Ontology annotation, molecular function: 6-phosphogluconolactonase activity. The coding region runs from base 32 to 772 and encodes 246 amino acids. NCBI's taxonomy places the organism in Eukaryota, Metazoa, Mollusca, Bivalvia, Ostreida, Ostreidae. Gene Ontology annotation, biological process: carbohydrate metabolic process; pentose-phosphate shunt.